AUGGAAAAAUGUGCUAAGAUUUGUCAGGAACAAAAUGAUAUCGGGAAUUUGGUGGACGACGAAAGCGAUCUGUUAAUGGAUUUAUUAAAAAAAUUUGAUUUGGUCAUCGUAAUGAAAUUUCUUAAAGAAGCGUAUAUUACAUACAGAUCUCUUCAAUAUAUAAAAAAUGAAGACUUAAAGGAAAUUAUUCCCUUGGUGGGCCUUCGUUUGGAAUUUCGUGAAAAGUUAUUUACAUGGAGAAAGAAAGAGUUUGGAAUUGAUGAUGAGACCUUGUCAAUACCUUCAAAAGUACAGGAUUGGUUGUAUGACUCGCAACAGCAAUCACCUUCGAGUUUAAGUUCUCCACUAGACAAAAAUUUAAAAGACUUAUUGAUGGAAACGGCGAAAGGCAAAGCAAUAUUAGACUUUUAUCAAAAGGGCCAUACUCUUACUGACUUAAAUAGGAAUGAGUUAAUCAAUAUAAUAAUUGAAGACUCCUUAUUUGGCAACAGAUCAUUGUCUCCAAGAGAUUUUUCUAAUCUAGUCGAAGAAAUUUGUCAAGUUUUUCCUAAUGAAAAAAAUGUCCAGAAAUACUAUUUUAUACCACGGCGCGGUAAAAAAAAUCCUUCCGGGAAACUGUACUCAAAAUACGUCAACAUGAAAUCAAAAAGGAAAAAAAAUGAUAAAUUAUAUUUCUGAGGACAAAAAUCAUUCUACGCUUCAAAGUGUAAUCGAAUUCGAUGAGUCUACUGUCUUAAAAAUGAAAACGAUGAUUGGAAUGAAACCGUUGAUAGCUGGCAAAAGUCUUUUAGUUUGCGGCAAAGAGAGAUAAAGAGUUUAAGUACAUCUGAAGUUUUAAAAGCUUGGCCUAAAUAUAAAGAUCCAAGAUUUCCGAAUUUGGUAUGCAUAAUUAAAUAUACAUAUGUAUUUUAAAAUACUUAAAUAUUUUUUGGAGAAAGAAGUGAACGUUUAAAUAUUAAAGAUAUAAAAACAUUUUCUAGUCCUCCAUUGAACAUAUAUUCAAUUAAUAAUGGAAAAACUUAUGUAAGACCAAAAUGGAUUUAAUUAUAAAAUGUUAAGUUAAUUUUAUUUAAUACAUGAAUUCUAAGAAUUUUAAAACUUUUUAUUUAUUAAAAGUAACUAUAAUUAAACAAUAUUUUGUAUUAUUAUAUUUUUUAUU
This is a messenger RNA of Lucilia cuprina (Australian sheep blowfly), 1159 nucleotides long. RefSeq lists its product as uncharacterized. The coding region runs from base 1 to 678 and encodes 225 amino acids. The transcript is spliced from 5 exons. The record is from RefSeq and is a predicted model, not a curated record. NCBI's taxonomy places the organism in Eukaryota, Metazoa, Arthropoda, Insecta, Diptera, Calliphoridae.